This is a messenger RNA of Trichophyton verrucosum HKI 0517, 2025 nucleotides long. RefSeq lists its product as uncharacterized. Gene Ontology annotation, biological process: DNA-templated transcription. The record is from RefSeq and is a predicted model, not a curated record. Gene Ontology annotation, molecular function: DNA binding; zinc ion binding. The transcript has 3 exons. Lineage: Eukaryota; Fungi; Ascomycota; Eurotiomycetes; Onygenales; Arthrodermataceae. Bases 1 to 2025 code for a protein of 674 amino acids. Gene Ontology annotation, cellular component: nucleus.
AUGGCGGACUGCUUCUUCCUGGGCCAGUCGCGCAACCAGCUGAACGCCAGCUCCGCAGAGUCGUCCAAGAUAGUCCAGCAGGAGCUGCUGCAGCGUAUCCGCAACCUCGAGGACCUGCUCAAGAAGCACGUCGGCGCGCAUGCCAUCGUCGGCGGCCAGGCUGGCCAGGACGAGCCCGUCUCGCCGCCCACGACCAACGCCUCUGCCAGCACGGAGGCGGACUGCGGGAGCAACAAGAGCUUCAGCAACAGCAACAACCACAACAGCAAUAGCAAUAGCAAUAACAACAGCUCAGAGCUUCCCCAGAGCCUGCUGCAGAACGUCGGCUCGCUCUCCAUCUCGCCGCAGGGCCAUGUUCGGUUCGAGCCGCAGUCGUCGAAGUUGGACUUCCAUCUCGCUCAGAUCUCGGCCAGCGAGUACCGCAACCAGGUGAACAGCGUCAACGAGGAGAAGCCCAGCGGGUUCCCCUUUGGCUGCGAUGACCCGGCCUCGAGAGACCGGCUGCUGGCCCGUCUGCCGCCCAGCAGAUACUGCGAUGCCCUGAAGGACACGUACUUUCGGGUGUUUUCUCCACUGUUUCACAUAUUGCACGAUCCUACCUUUGCCGAAGAGUAUGAGCGCUUCAGACAGGAUCCAGGCUCGGUGUCUCUGUCAUGGCUGGCGCUGCUCUUCGUCGUCCUGGCCAUCGGCGUCACCAGCCUAAGCGACGAUGACCCCUUACUCCCCGACCUGGGGCGAGAGGCCACUCCCAGCGCCAAUAUAAGGGUCAUCUCAGAGCAGUACCGGUCUGCUGCCAUGCAGUGUCUUGCUGCCGACCAGGUGCUGUCUCGACACUCCAUGAAGACCCUACAGGCCCUCGUCCUCCUUAUCUAUGCCCUGACCCAUAGCUCACAGCCGUCCUGGGUGCUCAUCGGGAUGACCCAUCAUGUGGCCAUUGCCAUGGGCUGCCAUCUUGACCCGGACAACUUCAACCUCAGCCUUGUCGAGGCAGAAGAGCGUCGACGAUGUUGGGCUGGGCUGAUCAUGUUGCAUAUGAUACAAAAAAUCUCCUUCCGCAACCUCGACCGCCAGCGUCUGAGUCGAGAUGUUCGUCUGCCUUUAGACGCCAAUGACCUUGACCUGAUGAAGAACAGUGGCCUCACGAUGGACCAGCUCCGCCAUCCUACCGGCCCUACGCAGAUGACGUACCUGCUAUUCAAGUUCCGUCUCUAUGAUAUUGCCUUGGCCAUAUGCAACGAGAUCUUUUCUUCGGAAGCAUCCCCUGCUGUCAUAGCAAAGCUAGAUAAUGAUAUAACCAGCCAACAAGAGCUCUGGACCGCACGCUACCAUUCCGAUACCAGCGUCGAACCACUGCCCAGCCAACACUUUGCCCAUAUAAAUAUCCUCUUUGGCUACUCCCACCAGCUGCGUUUGCUGCUGCAUCGCCCGGCAUUGAACCGCUAUCUCACUGGAGAUAUCAACGACCGUACUCACAGUUCUCGUAACCGCUGUCUGGACGCUGCAAAGGGUCUGCUAUCUAUCCAAAAGACACUUGCUGAGUCACCGCAGUAUGCCCCCUAUAAAUGGUAUACGGCCGGUUUGGCUAGUUUCCAUGCUUUCCACGCUGCAGUCGUGCUCACUGUGAUCAUGAUGAAUCCUGAAAGCCAAGCAGAGUACGAUGAGAUCCAUGCCCUGCUAGUAGACGCUCUACAGGUCUUCCAUUUGCUUUCAAGCAGAAGUAGCCUAUGCGAGAAGGGAAUUCCAAUUCUCAGCCAACUGCUUGAAAUGGCCUCCCCUCAGCCUCAACACCUGUCCAUACCGCAGCAACAACAGCCGUCUCAACCUGAACUCAUGUCUAACACUGUCCCUUCACCGCAAGAUACCCCUAUCUCUCUUCUCACACAUGGAGGCUCAGUCUCAGAACCGACGUUUGACUUUGCCAACACCCAUACUGAAACGAUCCAGUCCCAGCUCCAAGCCCAAUAUUGGGUUACUGCUAGCAGCAUACCAUGGAACAACUGGGGUUUCCUUAUCCACCAAGUAUAG